This is a messenger RNA of Cynara cardunculus var. scolymus (artichoke), 924 nucleotides long. Its product is annotated as 40S ribosomal protein S5. The coding region runs from base 79 to 696 and encodes 205 amino acids. The transcript has 5 exons. Gene Ontology annotation, cellular component: cytosolic small ribosomal subunit; ribosome. Gene Ontology annotation, molecular function: structural constituent of ribosome; mRNA binding; rRNA binding. NCBI's taxonomy places the organism in Eukaryota, Viridiplantae, Streptophyta, Magnoliopsida, Asterales, Asteraceae. The record is from RefSeq and is a predicted model, not a curated record. Gene Ontology annotation, biological process: ribosomal small subunit assembly; translation.
AUCGACGUCCGAAAUAUCUGAGCAGAAACUACAGAACCAGCAGCUUUACCCUCCUCAUCCCAAGUCCCUAACCCAAGAAUGGAGGCUGUUCCACCUCUAGCUGAAGACGGGAAGCUUCACAGCGAUGUCUUACUGUUCAACCGUUGGACCUAUGAUGACGUUCAGGUUUCUGACCUUUCGGUGGAGGAUUACAUUACUGCCACUGCUUCCAAGCACCCAAUCUACAUGCCUCACACAGCUGGCAGGUACCAAGCAAGGAGAUUCAGGAAGGCCCAAUGCCCAAUUGUGGAGCGGUUGACCAACUCUCUCAUGAUGCAUGGGAGGAACAAUGGUAAAAAAUUGAUGGCUGUUCGCAUAGUUAAGCAUGCUAUGGAGAUCAUCCACCUGUUAACUGAUGCCAACCCAAUCCAAAUUAUUGUUGAUGCCGUCAUUAACAGUGGACCGAGAGAAGAUGCAACCAGGAUUGGUUCUGCUGGUGUUGUUAGGCGUCAGGCUGUUGAUAUUUCCCCUUUGAGGCGUGUUAACCAGGCCAUUUAUCUUCUUACAACUGGUGCACGUGAGAGUGCAUUUAGGAAUGUUAAGACCAUCGCUGAGUGCCUUGCUGAUGAGCUUAUUAAUGCUGCUAAGGGUUCUUCUAACAGCUAUGCCAUUAAGAAGAAGGAUGAGAUCGAGAGGGUUGCCAAGGCCAAUCGUUGAAGAAGAUAUAAUGUUAGGGCACUCGAUUUUGGUUGCUAUGUUUUGGUAUUUCAUUGGAAACAAUUAGUUAUGAAAACUGUUGGUUGUUCUGGUAUGGGAUUUUGAGUUACAGAGUUACUCCAUUGAUUUUGUCAUACAUUUAUCUGCUUUUCUCCUUGAUAUUGAAUUCAAAAUCUGUUGAGUGGUGCUUUGUGAGAAUAAGUUACUGAAGUAUAUCUGAUGUUUCAA